Molecule: messenger RNA, 1575 nt
Organism: Hemibagrus wyckioides
Lineage: Eukaryota; Metazoa; Chordata; Actinopteri; Siluriformes; Bagridae
Gene: vps28
Product: VPS28 subunit of ESCRT-I
Exons: 10
Coding region: 106-777 (223 amino acids)
Biological process (GO): protein transport to vacuole involved in ubiquitin-dependent protein catabolic process via the multivesicular body sorting pathway
Cellular component (GO): ESCRT I complex
Molecular function (GO): protein-containing complex binding
Source: RefSeq, a predicted model, not a curated record
CUUCCAUUCCCGCAACAGGAUGUGACGUACUGAUUCAGCGACGAACACUGGGGCUUUUGACGUAAACACAGCUUGAAAGGUGCGGAGAAACUUGGGAUCGUCAUCAUGUUUCAUGGAAUACCUGCUUCAGGAGGGAUGGGAGGAGCUCCAGCCAAUAAGCCUGAAUUAUAUGAGGAAGUCAAGCUGUACAAAAAUGCCAGGGAACGGGAAAAGUAUGACAACAUGGCUGAGCUGUUUGCUGUGGUAAAAACACUCCAAGCUUUAGAGAAAGCCUACAUUAAGGACUGCGUGACUCCCAAUGAAUACACAGGCGCCUGCUCCAGGUUGCUUGUGCAGUACAAAGCUGCUUUUAAACAGGUCCAGGGCUCAGAUGUUGGCUCAAUCGAUGACUUUUGUAGGAAAUACAGGCUCGACUGUCCACUAGCAAUGGAGAGAAUAAAAGAAGACAGACCAAUUACUAUAAAGGAUGACAAGGGCAAUCUGAAUCGCUGCAUUGCGGACAUUGUGUCUCUCUUCAUCACCGUCAUGGACAAACUGAGGCUGGAGAUCCGAGCCAUGGAUGAGAUCCAGCCAGACCUUCGGGAACUGAUGGAGACGAUGAACAGGAUGAGCAACAUGCCACCAGAUUCAGAGGCCAAAGACAAAGUCAAUCUUUGGUUGACUACGCUGAGCAGCAUGUCUGCCUCUGAUGAGCUGGACGACUCACAGGUUCGGCAGAUGCUUUUUGACCUGGAGUCUGCCUACAAUGCCUUCAACCGAUUCUUACACUCGUCCUAAACACCUCCAGAUCUUCCACCCGAACUCGCUUUGUAACCAAACUCUCUUCUGUAAAAGAUUUUCCCUUUUUGCUGUCAUCCAGAAUCGUCUCCUGUGAUACAGAACAUGGGUGUUUGGAACUACAGCGGCUCCCUGUGAUCAAGCUGAGAUAUUUUGUUGAAUUAUUGCUAUUAAUACUGAAUAUUGAAUAUCUAUCGUUAAUAUUACUGUCCACCUCAUUUUCUUAGCUCUAACUUCUGACUUGAAUUUAACAAAACAACUAUUUCUGUAUAGCCCUGUUUCUGAUCUUCUAGCUUCAUGCACCCUCUUGACAGAAGCCUUGUAUAUUCAGAUGUCUUUGAGAACACAACACUGGGUUAGUUAGUUCAUGGGAUAAACAUACAUGGGGAAUUUUUUAGCAAUCACUAAAAAUUGGAAUUAGAGUUUGAUUUUAAAUUUAAUUACCUUCUGUCAUGAUAAUUUUACAUUUUGUAAUAAAACAGUAAUCGUUUUGGUUUGCAUUAAUCGUGAUAUCUUUCAGAAGCUCACUGCUGUGUUACUCAGAAGAAGGGCACUAAACUGUACCCUACAUCUUUUGUAUCUUUAGUGUGGAUCUUUUACCUGCAAAGGUGCAUGAAGUGUACCUGUUAUUGUAAAAAAUAAUUAAAUAAUAAUAUUGUAAAAAGUUAAAGGUACAACAGUCAUCCUUAGGGUGUAAUUAUGGUUUUAUAAUUCUUAUUAUAAUAAUAAUAAUAAUUCUUAAGGGUCCACUACCUUUUAAUGUUCUGUGUAAAAGAUAAAUACUACAGGAACAAAAGA